CCUCCUGCGAUGUACGCACAGGACCCCACAAACACAAUGCUACCAGCGCGUCGACCUGUAAGCAGGUCAGUCACUGCCAACGCUUCAUUAUACCUGGUUUGACAAUGAUAAGGUAACUGGUGGACAUAUGGAACAGGCCAACAGCCAGUGUCGAGAAUCACCUCCGCCUUGGCUUGGGCCUGUCCUGCGCCUCUUUAGUUGCAGUACUUUGGGUCAAGACGUGGUGUCUGGUGGCUUGGAAGGCAGCCAUGGCGUUGGGCUUGGCGGAUGGCGCCGGCAAUGUGCGCGUGUCCACCGCAAACCUGCGUCUGGAGCUGCGGCAGGAGGAGGAGCAGCAGCAGCUGCGCGGAUGGGCGUGGAGGUGCCCAUCAAGCAGCGAGGGCAUGAACGAGGCGACGUGGCAGCGGGUAGCGCAGUGGGAGAUGCUGCACCGCGGCGAGUGCGACACGCCAACAGUACUGCGCUUCCAGGCCAAGCCGCACGACCUCAGGCACGCCCACUCUGGCCGCGACGCAGUUGCAACACGUUGCAAAGUGGACGAGCGUUCGCUGCGGUGGGAAGGCCUGCUGACCUGUGAUACCUUCUUUGCCUUCGCGUCAGCACAGCAAAGCCGUGGCGCGGUGCAGUGUGGUCAUGUGCCGCUGGGCGCGCGAGGUCAUCCGGCUCGCGGCAACCUGGCCGACCAGGACGCGCCGGCGGCCCGCCCGCACUUGCAACCGCGCGAUGUGGCCGAGAUCUCGACAUUGACGUGUACGCCAUCGCUUGCGUUGUCAAUGCAAUGUGUCUGGGCUCCAGCACCAGUGCCACAGACGGACUGCUGCACCGCCGCAGCCAAGAGGCAGCGGAGGGGCGCCAUCAGCGGCAUCGGCGGCAGCGGCACAUACAGCCGGCGCCGCCGGCGGACCCAGCCCCCGGCCGCGGGCGUCGCAGCCGCGUCAGCAGCGCAGUCGCGCGGUGUGAGGAUGUCACGGCGGAAGCCACGCCCAGCCCCUGCAGCCGCCAGCUCGCUGCAUGCUUCGGCUUCUGAGCACACACUGCCCAUGCAUACGAACCCGCUUCAGGUCGCCGCCGCGCUGGCCCCCAAGCUGGAGUCCAGCUCGGACCGCUCCGACGUAUGCACGGGCAGCGGCUCAUCCGCCGGCUUUGGCGACACUGCACUCGGUAGCGCCAGCGAUGGCGCCCUUUCCGCCGUCGUCCGUAAGGACAGCAGCAGCACCACCACUACCGACGCCAGCACCAACAGCGGUCAUGUUUGCCCUAACGCCUCCAAGGGGGCACGGUCACCAGGCACUGUAAAGCUAGAGGACGAGGCCUGCAUGGACGACCAGAAGGUCAAGGCCUUCAUGAAGCAGCACGGCCUUCCGCUCUGUAUCCCCGAGCGCGAGCUGGGCAAGGGCGCAUUCGGCCACGUGGAAAUGGUGAUCAUCACCCUGCCUGACGGCACCACCAUCAAGGCCGCACGCAAGACCCUGCACGCGUGUGAGACCAAGGGCGCUGUGGCCGCACUACGCCGCAUACUGAACCAGGAGCUGGCAGGGCUGGCUAUGCGGAGGGCGGCUCCGUAGAGAACCUGCUGAACGCGCUGGCCAAGGAGCACUUUGAUCGCAUUGACAACGCGCCCGAGCGCCGGCGCACCGGCAAGAACAAGGACAAGUUUGAGAUGCUGCCGUACCCCGGCAACACGCUCAUGGAUGAGGCUGACCUGAAGGGCAUGCUGCGUGCCAUGGCGCCCUUCAUCAAGCACCUGAA
Messenger RNA from Chlamydomonas reinhardtii, 1749 nucleotides. RefSeq lists its product as uncharacterized. The record is from RefSeq and is a predicted model, not a curated record. Gene Ontology annotation, cellular component: mitochondrion. Gene Ontology annotation, molecular function: holocytochrome-c synthase activity. Lineage: Eukaryota; Viridiplantae; Chlorophyta; Chlorophyceae; Chlamydomonadales; Chlamydomonadaceae. The coding region runs from base 249 to 1565 and encodes 438 amino acids. The transcript is spliced from 10 exons.